AUGUCUGCCCAAACGGCCUAUCCCAACCCCCAGGAUUCACAACGCGAACAUAUUUUAUCACUCAAAGUAAUGCGUUUAUCUAAACCUACAUUAGGGCAAACGCAUCCAGUAUAUUACGAGAAUUCUUCUAUGAUAUCGAAUGCACUCGAAUCUCUCGCUUCCACUGAAUUGAUAGCAAAGCAGGCAACUCCAACCCAGAAAAUACCUCUGCGUGAUCUCGGAGUAUCCUCAUUACUCUCGAUACCAUCCUCGUUCGGUAUUAUCUAUCUGGGCGAAACAUUCGAUUUUUAUUUAUGCAUCAACAAUGAUUCCACUCAAUACGCCUAUAAUGUAUCAGUGCGAGCAGAACUUCAAACUUCCGCUCAGCGCUUUUGUCUAAUCGACACUAAUGAUAAACCGCUGGCUACACUCGAGUCAAGUAAAGCGAGCGAAUUCGUAGCUCAACAUGAAAUCAAAGAACUUGGCGUGCAUACUCUGGUUUGCACGGUCGGCUAUGUGACCGAGGAAAAGGAGAAAAAGUCGUUUAGAAAAUAUUACAAAUUUCAGGUUAUGAAUCCAUUGGCUGUCAAGACAAAGGUUAACAACAUGGCUGACGGAAAGGUGUUUCUCGAAGUGCAGGUUCACAAUGUGGCGGAGAGGGUCAUGUAUUUGGAGAGAAUGAAGUUUGAACCUGGAGAUAUUUUUACGUAUAAUGAUUUGAACCAUGUUGUGGAAGAAGGCGAGAGUGAGAACCGCGAAACUAGGGGUGAGGAUACAAAGGACAUUUUAUCAAACGUGGGUGGACAUACUGAAGGGCAAAAGGACACUACAAACGUUGUGGGAACUGUGUCGAGUAAUUCGACAUCUGCCGGUAAGGACGGUAUUAGCAAAAAGAGCAUUUUCGGCGCCUAUAAUUAUCUCAACCCGCAAGACAUCCGUCAAUAUCUCUACAUGCUUAAUCCCAAAUCUGAUGUUGACGACCGCGUUGCGCGCACAACCAAUGCGCUGGGCAAACUCGACAUAAUCUGGCGCUCUUCCUUUGGAGAAACGGGGCGUCUUCAAACUAGUCAACUCACGCGGAAACCCUUGAUUCUGGAAGAUAUUGAUCUUUCUGUCGUAUCUGUUCCUGAUGUUAUACGAUUAGAGUCACCGUUUACGAUUUCGUGUAAAGUACGUAAUAGAACGACAUCGCUAUUGAAGAUUGUUGUGACAGCAGUAAAGAAUAAAAUGGGGGCCGUAUUACUGGCAGGUGCGAGCAGCAAGUAUUUGGGAGAGUUGAGUCCGAAUGGAGUCGUGCAGUUUGACAUGGAAUUUUUUCCUCUUGCGCCUGGAUUACAACGGGUUGGCGGGCUGAGGGUGUUGGAUGUAAUUGGUGGGUAUAGUAAAGAUGUGGAGCAUUUGACGGACAUUUUUGUCAGGUUUGACGAUUAA
Messenger RNA from Paraglomus occultum, 1410 nucleotides. The record is from the annotation of a GenBank genome assembly. Lineage: Eukaryota; Fungi; Glomeromycota; Glomeromycetes; Paraglomerales; Paraglomeraceae.